Molecule: messenger RNA, 1824 nt
Organism: Staurois parvus
Lineage: Eukaryota; Metazoa; Chordata; Amphibia; Anura; Ranidae
Source: the annotation of a GenBank genome assembly
AUGAGGACACUCACACGGGUGGCCCCCAGUGUGUUCUUCAUAUACCUGCUUUCUUGUAUAAUUGUGUGUGGCACAGAAGAGAGCACAAAUUCUAAAAUCCCAUUUCUCAAUGCAAAAUAUGACGGCUAUCCCAUGUUGUACUUCUCCAAAGGCGAAGUGGCGAAACUGCGUGCCCAAGCAGCAGGCAGCCAUCAACACAUUGCAUCACGUAUUGAUGAAGCUGUUCACACAAUGCUGACUAACCCCACUGAAUACCUUCCACCUUGGGAACCAAAAGACUUUUCAGCCAGAUGGAAUGAAAUAUAUGGCAACAAUUUAGGAGCACUGGCAAUGUUCUGCAUCUUGAAUCCUGACAACACUGAAGCAAUUGGCUUUGCAAGAGAUUAUAUGGAACGAAUGGCAGCACAGCCUAGUUGGUUGGUGAAAGAUGCUCCCUGGGAUGAGGUACCCCUGGCACACUCUCUUGUGGCCUUUGCCACUGCUUAUGACUUUUUGUAUAACUCUUUUACUAAACACCAAAAAGAGAGGUUUCUUGAGGUCAUUGCCAAUGCUUCAGGCUAUAUGUAUGAAACGUCAUACAGGAGAGGAUGGGGGUUUCAGUAUCUCCACAACCAUCAACCUACUAAUUGUAUAGCACUGUUAACAGGAAGUUUAGUCAUGAUGAAUCAAGGGUACUUGCAAGAAGCUUACUUCUGGACAAAACAGGUUCUCACCAUAAUGGAGAAGUCAAUAGUCCUGUUAAAUGAUGUGACAGAUGGGUCACUGUAUGAAGGCGUGGCCUAUGGCAGCUACACCACCAGAUCACUUUUUCAGUAUAUGUUUCUUGUCCAAAGGCAUUUUGAUAUCGACCACUUCAACCAUCCUUGGUUAAAAGAGCAUUUUGCUUUUAUGUACAGAACUAUCCUGCCAGGUUUUCAGAGAACAGUUGCCAUAGCAGAUUCGAACUACAACUGGUUUUAUGGUCCCGAGAGUCAGUUAGUAUUUUUAGAUAAGUUUGUUCUGAGAAAUGGAAGUGGAAAUUGGUUGGCAGAACAAAUCCAAGCCAACAGAGUGCAAGAAGGACCAGGGACCCCUGCCAAAGGACAACGUUGGUGCACUUUGCACACAGAGUUUCUUUGGUAUGAUGCUUUGUUGACGCCUACACCACCACCAGAUUUUGGGACCCCAAGACUGCAUGUUUUUGAAGACUGGGGAGUAGUGACCUAUGGAAGCUCUUUACCUGCAGAGAUCAACAGGCCAUUUAUUUCCUUCAAAUCAGGAAAACUUGGAGGACGUGCAAUAUUUGACAUUGUUCACAAAAACAAAUACCAAGAUUGGGUAAAGGGAUGGAGGAAUUUCAAUGCUGGCCAUGAGCACCCAGACCAAAAUUCAUUUACAUUUGCUCCUAAUGGAUUUCCAUUUAUAACUGAGGCUUUGUAUGGACCGAAAUAUACUUUUUUAAAUAACGUUCUUAUGUUUUCACCAUCAGUGUCAGAAAGCUGCUUUGCUCCUUGGGAAGGACAGGUGACCGAGGACUGUACUUCAAAGUGGCUAAAAUAUAAACAAGGGGAGGCAGCUGACUCUCAUGGAGGGGUGGUGGCAGCAAUGGAGAAAAAUGGAGUUGUUUUUAUCAGGGGUGAAGGUGCGUCAGCCUACAGCCCUAAACUGAAAUUAAAAAGUGUUCAAAGAAAUCUAGUUUUACUCCAUCCACAGCUUCUGCUACUUGUUGACCAUAUACACUUGGAUCAUAGUAGCACAGUAGAUGCAACAACUACUUUUUUUCACAAUGUAGACUUGCCUUUUGAGGAAACCUCUAUUGAUGGUGUUCAUGGGGCAAUACUUAAG